This is a messenger RNA of Caenorhabditis remanei, 1476 nucleotides long. RefSeq lists its product as uncharacterized. NCBI's taxonomy places the organism in Eukaryota, Metazoa, Nematoda, Chromadorea, Rhabditida, Rhabditidae. The transcript has 6 exons. Gene Ontology annotation, cellular component: plasma membrane. Gene Ontology annotation, molecular function: monoatomic cation transmembrane transporter activity. The record is from RefSeq and is a predicted model, not a curated record. Gene Ontology annotation, biological process: monoatomic cation transport. Bases 1 to 1476 code for a protein of 491 amino acids.
AUGGAGGAGUUGGAAGAACAACCCACCCAAACAUAUACUUAUUCUCCGACGACGUCUUCCGAUGUACGAUCAAAUCGAAGUGAUGACAUGGAGCCGAGAAGUAUUUUAGAGACUUAUGCUCCGAAAAUAUUGACAUCAAUGGAGACGGUGGCAGAUGAGGAAGCGGAGAAUGUACCAGAGACGAUGUGUCAGAUAUUCAGCCAGAGUCUUAUUCCGUUUUUUCUUGGUGGAUGUGGAUCUAUUUCGGCUGGUCUUUUACUAACAUUUGCUAAUAAACAAUUGAAAUUAAUCGAAGAGAUUCCUGAAUUUCUAGUCCUGAUGCCACCGUUACAAGGAUUACGUGGCAAUCUGGACAUGACAUUCUCAUCAAGAAUGUCCACUUUAGCACAUAAAGGAGCGUUCGCCGAGAAAGGAAUUCUGAGUAAAGUCAGGAGAAAUGCAGCUGUUUCACAGGCCCUUUCAAUAUUGGUAUGUCUAACCGCCAACUUGAUUUCGUAUUUUAUUGUCUUUGUGACACCUUCAUUAGGUGAUUCUUCAACUAACUCCACUGACACAUCAGCAUUUUCAAAUGACUCGUCUCAUGACCUGAAUAACAUCGAAAGUUCUCUCUUUCUCACUGGAUCUUCUAUCUUAUCAGUUGCUGUCAACUGUUUCGUGUGCACUUCUUUUCUAUUCACAAUUGUGUUUUUUGCAUGGAAAAAAGACUACAAUCCGGAUAAUAUUGUUGCUCCAUUAGGUGCCAGUAUCAGUGAUAUGUUGACAAUUGGCUCAAUGCUAUUCUUCUGUUAUCUCCUUCGACCGUAUGCUGGAUUCUCGAGUGCCGUCCCAAUUGUAAUCAUUAUCUGUGCAAUAUGCAGUGUUCCAGUUUGGAUGUGGUUAGGAUGGAAAGAUGAUAUGGCAGUAAGAACAGCAAAAGAACAGUGCCUUACUCUCGUCUUUGCAGCAAUUGUCAGUUGUGGCGCUGGAUUUUUACAAAGUGAAGGGGCAAUGACAUAUCCAAAUUAUCCUGCAUAUCAAACAUUGAUAUCUGGUUUAGCUGGAAACCGCGGAGCAGUUCUUGCUUCCAGAAUAUCAUCUCAUCUGGAAGUUCACAAGAAUUCUGAAUUGGGAUGGGAUCAAAGACUAUGGCCAAUUACGUAUUACCGAUCGAAUUGUUCAGAAUCUCGAACCGCUCGUCUCCUGUUAUUCACAGCACUUCCAUUUCAAAUGUUUUUUGUUGGAAUUUCAACGGUUAUGUCAUAUGGAAUGUAUGAUCCUGUUGAACAGGAUUAUCGAUUUUUCAUUGCUUAUGCUAUUGUUGUUUUGAUUCAGCAAUCAACAAUUCUUUAUCUAGCUCAACUUCUUGUUUUCACACUCUGGAAAUUCCAACUCGACCCGGACAAUCAUGCAAUUCCUCUGCUCACAUCAGCAGCAGAUGUAUGUGGAUGUGGAUUACUGUAUAGCUUAUUCUUGACACUGGACAAAUCUUUUGGGUAA